UUCUACAGAGUAACUGAGAGACAAAGACCCCUUUCAUGACCCACAGCUUCAUUUAAAGACAAUUUAAAUCUUAUUUGACUCGAUUACAAAAUUAAAUUGGUCAUGCAACUCUGUAACAAAGUUCUGCCCUUGAUACCCUGCAGGCUGUCUUGUCCGUAAUCCCCCAGCCAACAGAAAGUUUUCUCCGUCUCUAAACGUCAAACUCCUCCCUUUCAGCGCUCGCAUUGAGCUUGGGUGAGCUACGGAACGGUAGUAACGUUAGUACCAGCAGGCGAGCGGCAGAUAGAUACCGUCGGCACUCACACGGAAGCGGUAGUGGAGGAUUCGCCGAACACGCUCAGAAGAGAAUAACACGCGAGACAGUGGUGUCCAUUCCACAGCACGCAUCCAUGGCGCUGUGUAACGGGGAUAGCAAGCUGGAUAUUGUUGGAGAACCCAAAGAUGGUUUAUGUUCCUAUGAGGGUGCUGUGGUGAUCCUGGAUGCAGGAGCACAGUAUGGAAAAGUGAUUGACAGGCGGGUGCGAGAGCUGUUGGUCCAGUCAGAGAUUUUACCUCUGGAGACGCCAGCGUUUGCCAUCAGAGAGCAGGGUUUCAGGGCGAUUAUUAUAUCUGGAGGCCCAAACUCGGUCUAUGCUGAGGAUGCACCCUGGUUUGACCCUGCUAUAUUCACCAUUGGAAAACCUGUACUUGGAAUCUGCUAUGGAAUGCAGAUGAUGAAUAAAGUGUUUGGAGGCACGGUGCACAGGAAGAGUGUGCGAGAGGAUGGUGUUUUCAACAUUGCUCUGGACAACUCCUGCUCACUUUUUAGGGGCCUGCAGAAAGAGGAACACGUGCUGUUGACACACGGAGACAGUGUCGACAAAGUAGCAGAUGGAUUUAAAGUUGUCGCCCAGUCUGGAAAUAUCAUUGCGGGCAUUGCUAAUGAACAGAAGAAGCUGUAUGGGACUCAGUUUCAUCCAGAGGUGGAUCUGACAGAGAGGGGGAUGGACAUGUUACGCAACUUCCUGUUUGAGAUCGCUGGCUGCAGCAGUAACUUUACCGUCCAGAACCGUCAGCUCGACUGCAUUAGAGAUAUCAGUGAGAAAGUAGACAAAUCCAAAGUCCUGGUUUUAUUGAGCGGUGGUGUAGAUUCAACCGUGUGCACAGCUCUGCUGAAUAAAGCCCUGAAUCAGGAUCAGGUGAUCGCUGUUCACAUUGACAACGGCUUCAUGAGGAAGAGAGAGAGUCAGAGCGUUGAGGAAGCACUGACAAAACUGGGCAUCAAUCUCAAAGUUGUAAACGCAGCACACACCUUUUACAACGGCACAACAACACUGCCAAUAUCAGAAGAAGACCGCACGCCCAGAAAACGCAUCAGCAAAACACUCAACAUGACCACCAACCCAGAAGAGAAAAGAAAGAUCAUUGGGGAUACGUUUGUGAAGGUUGCGAAUGAGGUGAUCGGAGAGAUGAAUCUGAAGCCAGAGGACGUGUACCUGGCGCAAGGCACGCUCAGGCCAGACCUGAUUGAGAGUGCCUCUCAUCUCGCUAGCGGAAAGGCAGAAGUUAUUAAAACGCACCAUAAUGACACAGAGCUCAUCCGCAAACUCCGAGAUGAGGGAAAAGUUAUCGAACCACUGAAAGAUUUCCAUAAGGAUGAAGUGAGAGCGUUGGGACGAGAGCUGGGGCUUCCAGAAGAGAUCGUCUCUCGACACCCCUUCCCUGGUCCAGGUUUGGCCAUUCGAGUGAUCUGUGCUGAUGAGCCUUACAUCUGUAAAGACUUCGCUGAGACCAAUAACAUCCUGAAAAUCAUCACAGAUUUCUCUGCCAGUGUCAAAAAGCCACACACCCUUCUUCAGAGAGUGAAGUCAUGCAUAUCAGAUGAGGAGGAGGAGAAACUGAUGCAGAUCACCAGCCUUCAUUCACUAAAUGCCUUUCUGCUGCCAAUCAAAACUGUCGGUGUCCAGGGCGACUGUCGCUCAUACAGUUAUGUUUGUGGGGUGAGCAGUAAAGAAGCUCCUCACUGGGAUUCACUGAUGUUUCUGGCCAGACUCAUCCCUCGAAUCUGUCACGCCAUCAACAGAGUUGUUUAUGUUUUUGGGUCACACGUAAAAGAGCCGCCCAGUGACAUCACACCCACUUUCCUGACUACUGGUGUACUGAGCACGCUAAGACAAGCUGACUUUGUAGCACACUCCAUUUUGAGGGAGUCUGGCUACUCUGGCAAGAUCAGUCAAAUGCCAAUCAUUCUCACCCCACUGCACUUUGAUCGUGACCCGCUUGCGAAGCAGCCCUCCUGCAGACGAUCCGUGGUCAUCAGAACCUUCAUCACCAGCGAUUUCAUGACGGGUAUUGCCGCUACUCCAGACAACCAAAUCCCUGAAGAGGUGGUUCUUAAAAUGGUCAACGAGAUCAAGAAAAUUCCAGGUAUCUCGAGGGUGAUGUACGACCUUACCUCCAAGCCUCCAGGAACCACAGAGUGGGAGUAGAACAGUGGACUUUACCAUCUGACCUAUCCUUGUCUCCUCUACCUCCCCCUUAACCCAGUACUGCUACAUUCCCUCCCGAAUCCCUGAAUCCCAAAGUUUCUCCGCACCUGCGGACCCCCCCUUUAGUCACGCCGGCCUGCCCUGUCAUUGUCCCACCGAGACGGAACAUUCCCACACAGGCAGGUUGUACUGUGAUUGGCGUAAAACUGACACCGCUACUUGACUUCCGUCUCAUUUUCUGGGGUCGGUUGUAACAUUGGUAUUAUUAUUAUUAAUGUUGUUAUUAUCUUCAUUAUUGAUGAUGAUGAUGAUGAUAAUGAUGAUACAUGGAUUUAGGUUUUUUAUAUCAGCUCUCUGUGUUUAAUGCAUUGUGACAGGUCACUUCUCCAUAUUCUCUGUUGUAGCUACUGAAGGUGGAAGGUCAUAUUAGGGCAGUUGACUGUCCAAGUGCAGCAUGACACGAACAAGCGACUUUUUUUUUUUUAAACAAACGUACAGAUUCUGUUUCAAGGACAAAGUUCCAAAUGCUGUUUCCUGCCUUCUUUAAGAUCAGUUUUCAAUAACCCGGCUUGUGCGGUGUUGAUUUAUUUGUUUGGUUUUCUUACAUAAACUCUUCUCUAAAAGAAGUGGCGAUACGACGUGACCAAUUAAUGUUUUCAACUGUAUUUGCCAAAAACAGAUCAGAGUGUCAUGAGCGCUGCUGUUGCGCUGGUGGACAGCAGGUUUGGUGUAAUAGAGGCUUGCUGUGAAGGAGACGAUGGAGAGCUCCUGGAAUUUGUGCCUGUUUUAUAUUUUUUUGUUUUUCAGGGAUGUGACUUUAUUUUAUGCUGCAUUGUUUUCCUCUCUCUUUUCUAGAAAAGGCAUCAUUUUGACAAAUUCACACCAACAUUAUUGUUUUACAGUUAAAAUCCGCUAACUAAAUCUACCUGAGAAGCAAAGUCCCGUGCAUGAGUCCCGUUGGCUUUAGAGAAUAAAUCUUGAUUUACAUUUUUCCCCCAAUUGUUUUAAGGAUAAAUCUAGAAUAAAUGAGUGAGGUUUGUGUCUAAAACAAGACAAAAAGUGCCAGUGAGAUGAUAAACUUCAUACAUGAUAUAUGUGUUAUACACCAGUUAUGCUUCUUGGGUACAUUUGUCUUGUAUAAAGAACGUUGAGGUAUUUUUACUGUGAAACAUGAGGGAAAACAAAUUGAGAAAAUGAUUUUUUGUUUCAGUAAGAUCAAUAGUGUACUUAUUUUCACCGAUAAAGGCCUUGGGAUUUUCUUGAGCUGGGCAGAGCAGUCUUGUUUCCAAAGGCACAAGAAAGAAGAUGCAGACAGAGAAAAGAGUAGAUGAUUGACGGGACUUUUAUUCUGAAGAGCAGAAACCAUCCGAAUAGGUCAAAUCCUUUAUAAGCCAGUUUGAGCUUUACAGAUUUUUAACUAUAAGCUGCUGUCAAUGUAGGAGUCCUGUGGGUAUGGUUUCAAUAUUUCACUCCUUUAACAAACAUGUGGUCUUAUAAAUGUAGAGAGGGGGAUGCUUUGAAUGGACACCAAUGGAGAUCUAUGUCCAGCCCUCGGUCUAAUUUAUGAUGUAGAGAAUUGUUGUGUUAUGAGUAACAUGCUUGGUAUUUAUUGUCUUCAAAGAUUUCAUUUCAUAACCUUCUGUUGUCACAAUAGCAAAAAACUGCAAGAUGAACAUCUUUGUCUUAAUUGUCUUUUCUGUGUCACCUUUACUGUAGUGUAUAUUUUACAUGUCUAUUGAAAAUACAUCUAACAAGUUCCUAGUGGAUAAACUGCAAUAUUACAUGAUAUUCAGUUUAAUUUAUGCAAUUCUAUGUCGAUUUUCCCGCUCCCCUUUUGUUUAAAAAUGAACAAUGCUGUUUUACCUUAGUAUUGUGCCUCAGACCAAGCCACCGCAUGCAGUUUGAAGCUGAUAUUUGUAUAAUGCAAACUGAGCUUUAAUAAAGAACUCUGUGUUCAGAUUUU
Molecule: messenger RNA, 4431 nt
Organism: Triplophysa rosa
Lineage: Eukaryota; Metazoa; Chordata; Actinopteri; Cypriniformes; Nemacheilidae
Gene: gmps
Product: guanine monophosphate synthase
Exons: 16
Coding region: 390-2468 (692 amino acids)
Biological process (GO): GMP biosynthetic process
Cellular component (GO): cytosol
Molecular function (GO): ATP binding; GMP synthase activity; GMP synthase (glutamine-hydrolyzing) activity
Source: RefSeq, a predicted model, not a curated record